Cylicostephanus goldi is the source of this 539-nucleotide messenger RNA. The record is from the annotation of a GenBank genome assembly. Lineage: Eukaryota; Metazoa; Nematoda; Chromadorea; Rhabditida; Strongylidae.
AUACGCACUUUCUAGAUUAUCAAAUUGGAAGCAGGCGAUUUUCCUUCAAAACGCUGGCGAAGGAUCCUCAGACGUAUAAGGUAUGUUUAUUCGGUGAUCUUGGAUAUUUUCAUGGUAAUUCCACCGAAAGCUUGAUAAAGAAUGGUCUCGCUGGAAAAUUCGACUUUAUUAUUCACCUCGGAGACAUAUCCUAUGAUUUGCAUACUAAUAAUGGAGCAAAUGGUGACAACUACAUGAACCAGCUUGAACCACUGCUAUCUAGGGUGCCAUAUAUGGUGAUUGCGGGAAAUCAUGAAGAUGAUGGAAAGAACUUCACAGAUUACCAGGAACGAUUCUGGAUGCCUCACAAUGGCUAUCAUGACAAUCAGUUUUACAGCUUCGAUCUCGGGCCAGUGCAUUGGGUUGGUGUCAGCACGGAGUACUAUGGAUUCUAUUAUCUGUAUGGACAGGGACCAGUGCUGACGCAGUACGCUUGGCUCGAAAAUGAUCUAAAGGUUAGUUCAAUCGUACAGAGACGCAGAAACAAUCCACAGACUUGA